Messenger RNA from Polypterus senegalus (gray bichir), 3375 nucleotides. Its product is annotated as excitatory amino acid transporter 5-like. Bases 1 to 1716 code for a protein of 571 amino acids. The record is from RefSeq and is a predicted model, not a curated record. The transcript is spliced from 11 exons. Lineage: Eukaryota; Metazoa; Chordata; Cladistia; Polypteriformes; Polypteridae. Gene Ontology annotation, cellular component: plasma membrane. Gene Ontology annotation, biological process: L-glutamate transmembrane transport. Gene Ontology annotation, molecular function: neutral L-amino acid transmembrane transporter activity; L-glutamate transmembrane transporter activity; glutamate:sodium symporter activity.
AUGGCUGUGGCGCUGGAUGCCGUGUGCGUUCGGGUUAAGGAUGUUUGUAAAAGGAAUGGCUUGCUGAUCCUCUCCGUGCUCUCAGUCAUCAUUGGGUGCCUCCUGGGAUUCUUCCUGCGCACGAGGAAGCUCUCCGAACAGGAAAUAAAAUACUUCCAGUUUCCUGGAGAGCUCCUGAUGAGGAUGUUAAAAAUGCUGAUCCUUCCUCUGGUGGUUUCCAGUUUAAUGUCUGGACUGGCAGCCCUGGACGCCAAAGCCUCCAGUCGCCUGGGCAUCAUCACCAUCUCCUACUACCUGUGGACCACCUUUGUUGCAGUUGUGGUGGGCAUUAUCCUGGUGUCCAUUAUUCAUCCUGGUGGUGCUGCCCAGAAAGAGACGACAGAGGACAGCGGCAAACCCACGAUGAGCUCUGCAGACGCCCUUCUGGACCUCAUCCGCAACAUGUUUCCAUCAAACCUGAUCGAGGCCACCUUUCAGCAGUAUCGGACGAAGAAAAUUAAAAACUUCAAGUCCCCAAAAGCGGCGGCGUUACCUGAGACUUCCACACAGCGUGUCAUCUUCUACGGAAUCCAGGAUGGCAACUGGACAGACAUUCAGAACUUCACGCUGGACAUUACGGUCCCUCAGGAUUUUGUCUACCGGUCUGAGCCUGACAGCAGCAAGGGAAUGAACGUCUUGGGCAUCGUCAUCUUCUCUGCCACAAUGGGAAUCAUGUUGGGAAGAAUGGGAUCCAAUGGCAGUCCUUUGGUCAAUUUCUGCCAAAGCUUGAAUGAGGCGGUGCUGAAGAUCGUUGCAGUCGCCGUUUGGUAUUUCCCUUUUGGAAUUGUGUUCCUAAUAGCUGGCAAGAUCCUGGAAAUGGAUGACCCGACAGCGAUUGGGAAAAAACUGGGCUUCUACGCCAUCACUGUGGUGCUGGGGCUUAUAGUUCAUGGACUCUUCAUCCUGCCUAGCAUGUACUUCUUCAUCACCAAAAAGAACCCCAUAGUCUUCAUCAGAGGCAUUUUGCAAGCCCUGCUCAUUGCACUGGCAACAUCUUCAAGCUCCGCCACUUUGCCCAUCACCUUCAAGUGCCUGCUAGAGAACAACCACAUCGACCGGCGAAUCAUCCGCUUCGUUCUGCCCGUUGGUGCCACAAUCAACAUGGACGGGACGGCGCUCUACGAGGCGGUGGCCGCCAUCUUCAUUGCACAAGUCAACAACUAUGAGCUGGACUUUGGCCAGAUUAUCACCAUCAGUAUCACAGCCACAGCGGCCAGCAUCGGAGCAGCCGGAAUUCCACAGGCAGGCCUCGUCACCAUGGUGAUCGUGCUGACAUCUGUGGGGCUGCCGACUGAUGACAUCACCCUGAUUAUCGCCGUGGACUGGGCGCUGGACCGAUUCAGGACCAUGAUCAACGUACUGGGGGACGCCCUGGCAACUGGCAUCAUGGCCCACAUCUGCAGGAAGGAUUUCAACAAGGAAGGCAAUGAGGUGCCCCUGAUCUGUGAGACCAAGCCCAUGAUCAGCAUCCAACAGCUAAUGGCCUAUCAGAAGAACGGCUGCUUCAAUGCGCCGCCUGGUGGAAAGGCCCUGCUUCCCGAGGGCCUCCCGGUAGACGUGGCCAGACUCAUGCAGCUGGAAGAAGGCCUGCGACCCGAGCAGAAGAUCCAUCCGGAGAAGCACAUGGACAAAGACCACUGCUCCAUCGAUAUGAAUGGCCUUGAGACUAACGUAUAGGAGCCUAAGGACAAGUGGCAAGACCCUUAUAGGAGCGGCGGGGGAAGGGGUGGUGGGUUUGGGGUUAUGUGGGUUUUGGGGUCUUUUCUACACCUGAACUUGGAAGCACCAUGGCACCUCUGUUUGUACAUUUGUGGGCGUGCGUGUGCUUUGUGUGUGCUCUCAAAAGCGUGACAGACUCAUUUCAGAGACCUUGCACGUGGGUGCGGGUGUGCAGGAUGGGACGGUCCGAGGUUCGAGGGGAAGGACACGACGGACCUAAGCAUGGCCAUGGUGGCCCAGCAGUCCGUGUCCUGACAUUGCCAGAUGAGAAGUCCCUGCCUCUCGGUGGCCCGCUCCUCCCGCCACGGGCGAUGGUCUUAUUUCCUUACGUGUGCGUGGCUGUGUUCGUGCGCAUUUCCCUUCCAUUUUGGACGUGCCAGCAACAUUAUUAUUGAAAUGUCUUUGAUUUCUAUUUGCUUCUCUUUCUUCAUUUUAUGGGAGAUGUGGGUGACAGUUCAUGGUGACAGGGCUUUUUUUUUUUCUUGUCCCACCUCAAGAUAUUCUUCUAUUGUGUACGGUCCCACACACUUGUCUUGUGGGUGUCGUUCGCUUUAAACCUUCUUCAUUUGACCCACGGGCUUUCCCAAAUUUUGGCAGGAGUAACAGUAGGGGUGGUUUCCAUGGCAGUGCCAGCCGCCUCCAUGAAGAUGCCAGCACCACUCAGGAACGGCGCCAUCUUCACAAUCAGCAGAUCAGAGUGAGAAGAACAGCCCAUGUUAGUUCCCCUUGAGUGAUUCCGGGGUCUUCCGGAAAGAUCCUCAAAGUUUCUUUGGUAUUCACCAGGCCCCUCUGUCUAUGGCAUCAGGAGGUAGACUUGAGUUUGAGGAUAAUAGGGUGCCUCCCUGGUUUUAUGAAUGAGCCUGGCACCACAGCUUUGCCCCCUAUUGUUUUAUUGGAGGUCUGGGGGUGACUGGUGUGGAGAUGUGUAACUGGCUACAGGUCAGAGGGUCUUUAACCAAGCCCACCAUGAGCGUCUUUUUGGACUUCCUAAAGAAUGUGCUUGUUAACUGCCAGCCAACCCAAUUCCAGAAUUCCUCAUCUUUGAUUCUUUUUUUGAUCUUGUGCUCCAUUGGGGUCCACCUCCCCAGCUAUCAAUGGGCUGACAGUCCCCCAUUUUCAAAGCCAACUCUUUCUGGAAGCCUUUCUUGAUAUAUUUUUUUGACUCAUCUUUUGCUGGAAAAGAAGACAAAGACGAGUGGGUCCUGACACCUCUGAGACCGGACCCUUCAGUCACUGGAAGGCUGUCAGUCAUUACCUUUAUGUCACAUGACUCCUGGUGCAUAGAAAUGGCCUCCCCUGCCCAACACCAAGGUAGCCGUUUGUUUGCGGACCACCGUCUGAGGAACGAUUCUCCUUUUUACAGUUUACAGCCAUAAUCAUUUUUUUUUUAUACUAAGAGACUGGGGAGUUGGGAAUGAAAAGAAAUGAAAUACGCAGCACUCUGACGACAUGCAUGACAACAUGCUCUUCAAACAAACGGUUUCUUAAUAAAAACUGCAUCUGCUGUUUCAGAUGCUUGCAAAAUAAAUAUCUUCCAUACUUUUAUUUCUUUGGAUGACUUUAUGUCUGUGAAGUGGCCGUCCUGUUCAUCAGAGUGUGAGCGCCGAUCCACGAGAG